UACAAGAAGCUGUCUAGGUCUGUUUUUGCAAAAUGUCACGCUCUUUGGAAUAAAACUGGCAGGUCCACCAUGGCUCAUGAAACAAUGGAACGUGAAUGCAAGCUGCAGCUUCUCCGACCCAAUCAGACACGUUGGAGCUCCCUGUUCCUCUCUGUUGAAAGGAUUGUGCGCAUCCACCGAAAGCAAGGAGAACAAGCAACUCGCAAUGUCUGCACAGCAUUAAAGAUAAAGAUGUUCAAUCCAGCUGAAAUGGGAUUUUUGGUCGAGUAUGCUGCUGUGAUGAAGCCUGUUGCCAUGGCCCUUAAUAUCCUCCAAGGGGAAUCAUCUGUGCAUGUGGGCCUCCUGCUGCCAACACUGUACCAGUUGCGGGACAAGCUGAAGAGGCUAGAGUCAUCUUGCAAAAUGUGUACACCUCUUGUUCACGCCCUGCAGAGAGGGAUCCAGAAACGUUUUGGAGACAUCAUGAAAGACCCUGAGCUGAUUGCGGCAGCAAUACUCCUACCAAGAUUCAGAACAUCCUGGACCACAGAGGAGUACAUCUUAAAUGCUGGCCUGGACUACAUCAGAAAUCCCCUCGACACAGACUUGGAUGAUGUCACCAGUACAAACAGCAACCAGUCUGAUGAAGAUGACUUCUUUGCAUCCAUGGAGUCAGGAAAAUCUCAAGUAGGAGAGCUGGAGAGGUACCUUUCAUGUCUGUCCACUGCAGGUAUGGAUCUACUCCACACCUUUCCUCACAUCAAGAAGCUGUCACUCAAAGUCAACACGGGUUUUCCUGCAUCUGCAGCCUGUGAGAGACUUUUCAGUCAUGCAGGACUCCUGUUCACGGCUAAACGAUCACAGCUUCAUGGCAGGAACCUUGAGAGCCAACUGCUGUUGAAGCUUAAUAGUCACAUCACUGAGUGAUUCUUUGGUGAAAAUGUUUCUUUCUGCAUUUU
Messenger RNA from Toxotes jaculatrix (banded archerfish), 938 nucleotides. RefSeq lists its product as uncharacterized. Lineage: Eukaryota; Metazoa; Chordata; Actinopteri; Toxotidae. The transcript is spliced from 3 exons. The coding region runs from base 70 to 906 and encodes 278 amino acids. The record is from RefSeq and is a predicted model, not a curated record.